This is a messenger RNA of Paramecium octaurelia, 384 nucleotides long. Lineage: Eukaryota; Ciliophora; Oligohymenophorea; Peniculida; Parameciidae. The record is from the annotation of a GenBank genome assembly.
AAAAUAAUAAACUCCUGAAUCUGGAAACUGAUAGUAUUAGACGGGAGUUAUUACAAGAAAUUAAAAUAUAAAACCAACUACUGAAAGGAUUUUCAUAUUUAUGAGCAAAUAAAUUUUACCAAAUGUAAAUAUAAGAGGAACUAAUAUUGCUAGUUUUAAUAUAAUUAAUAGUCUUAUGUGGCUAAGAAAUAAUAUAGUUAUAUCGAUUUAGUAAUAAUGAUUUGAUAGAAAAAUAAGAAACAUAGAAAAAUUAAAAUUUUAGAAAAGUUGAUUUAGAUUUUGUAUUAAUAAUGAUGGGAGGUUGUGAAUUUAAUGAUUGAAACAAAGAAGACAUGUAUUUUAGAUAAGAAGACAUUAUUAAGGAAAGGGAAUAAAUAGAAGUAG